Messenger RNA from Acomys russatus (golden spiny mouse), 250 nucleotides. Its product is annotated as small nuclear ribonucleoprotein G-like. The transcript has a single exon. Gene Ontology annotation, biological process: spliceosomal snRNP assembly; mRNA splicing, via spliceosome. NCBI's taxonomy places the organism in Eukaryota, Metazoa, Chordata, Mammalia, Rodentia, Muridae. Bases 20 to 250 code for a protein of 76 amino acids. The record is from RefSeq and is a predicted model, not a curated record. Gene Ontology annotation, cellular component: U5 snRNP; catalytic step 2 spliceosome; spliceosomal tri-snRNP complex. Gene Ontology annotation, molecular function: RNA binding.
AGCCCGCUGAGGAGUCGCCAUGAGCAAGACCCACCCUCCUGAACUGAAGAAAUUUAUGGACAAGAAGUUAUCAUUGAAGUUAAGUGGUGGCAGACACGGACAAGGAAUACUGCGGGGCUUCGACCCCUUCAUGAACCUUGUGAUUGAUGAGUGUGUGGAGACAGCAACUAGUGGGCAACAGAAUAACAUCAAAAUGGUGGUCAUCCGAGGAAACAGCAUCAUCAUGUUAGAAGCCUUAGAAAGAGUCUAA